CACCACCAUGUCCUUCCGUCCGGUCUUCUCUCAGGCUACCCCCCUCGCCGCCACCCUCCUGGCCGGUGGUGUCGCCCUCUAUCCCCGGCGCACCGCGUUUGCCGAAGAACCCCGGGACCAGCGGAAACCCAUCUACGAUGAUCUCUCCGACGUCGUCUCCCCCGUCGCUCCCCCCCCCACCCUCCCCGUCGAGCUCCCGACCAAGUCCGCCGCUCCCGCUCCCGCGUCCUCCGCUCCCACCCCCACCGACAUCCUGACCGCCCAGGUCCGCCAGGCCCGUGUCUUCCUCUACAAGAACUCCCUCGCCGCCGAGACCUGCUUCAACGACAUCCUCGCCCGCGCCCUCAACGUCGAGAACGCCUUCACCAACACCGUCGCCGCCCUGGCGCCCUCCCCGGAGUCCGGCGAGCGUCUCCUCCCCGGCGGCGCCUACGUCGUCGUCGCCGCCAUGGCCGGCUCCAUCGUCGCCCGCAACCGCGGCAUCAUCCUGCGCUCGGCCUCCCCGCUGGCCUUUGGCACCGUCGCCGCUUGGUCCUUGCUCCCUGUCACCAUGCGCAACGUCUCCGACCUCGUCUGGGAGUACGAGAAGCAGGUCCCUGCCGUCGCUGAGCAGCAUCUCGCCCUGCGGAACAAUGCCCAGCACAUCUGGUCCACUGGUCUGGCCCACAGCGCCAUGACCCGUGCCAUGAUGGAGGAGAAGAUCGGGGACGUCCGGAAGAAGUUGGAGGAGGUUGUCAGCAAGGGUCAUUAACUGUCUACCUUCUUCUUCUUCCUCCUUCCUCUCCCAUCUCUCUCUCUCCCUCCCUCUCUCUGUCUACCUGUCUAUCUCUCCUCGCUCUGCUCCCGAUCUGUGGAUUUCCUCUGUUAAAACAACCCCUCGGUUGACAUUUCUCUCUCCCUGUUUAGCGGAUGUGCGGGUCGUUGUAUCCCGUUGUUUCUAUCUGGUUCCUUUGGCAUUAUCUGUACUCUACAUUUAGAUCGGAAGGAUUCCUUGAUUUUUC
Molecule: messenger RNA, 1001 nt
Organism: Aspergillus campestris IBT 28561
Lineage: Eukaryota; Fungi; Ascomycota; Eurotiomycetes; Eurotiales; Aspergillaceae
Product: MICOS complex subunit MIC26/MIC27
Exons: 4
Coding region: 8-751 (247 amino acids)
Biological process (GO): cristae formation
Cellular component (GO): mitochondrial crista junction; MICOS complex
Source: RefSeq, a predicted model, not a curated record